AUGGCGCUGGCCCUGCCUCCUACGUCAAUGAUGACGCAUGCGCAGUGUGCACCUCGGGCCCGUCGCCAGGCUUCCUUCACCAAGAUGGCGGGCGAGGCCAACGCUUCGCUGGAGGCGGACCUCCGCCGGGAGCUGAGCUGCUCCGUCUGCCUGGAGCUUUUCCGGGAGCCCGUGACCUUGGCCUGCGGCCACAGCUUCUGUCAGGGCUGCAUCACACACGUCUGGCGGAGCCGGGAGCGCCAGCAAAGGCUGGCCUCGGCUCCGGUCCGGACGAUGGCGGCGGCAGGAAGUGGAGGAGGAGGACCCGAGAUCUCCCCGAUCCUGGCGCCGGAAGUGCGCACCAGCUACAAGUGCCCCGAGUGCAGGCAGGUGUGCGCCAACAAACAUUUCACCAAGAACUUCCUGGCUGCCAAUCUGGUGGAGAAGCUGCAGGGGAUGAGAGUGACCACCAGCGCCCAGGGGGACCCAGCCCCCAGGAAGUGUGAGAGACACCAGAAAGCUCUGACUCUGUUCUGUGCGGCCGACCACAGGCUCCCCUGCAACUUGUGCUGCCUGUCCAAGGCUCACAGGAAUUGCGAUGUCUAUUUCGUCCAGGAGUUAACCGAAGAGUUCUCGGAACUACUGGACGUCAUUUCCCGGCCCAUUCCCGAGCUGGGGAAACAUAUUGUAAUGAACCCGCGCCCGCGUUGGGAUCUGUUCACGGGACCUCACCAGCUGAUUGCCUGGAAAAGGAUGCUCGAUAUCAUUAAUCCAGGCCUGGAGAACCUCUACUUUGACCCCAAGUCUGCCCACGUCAGCCUGCGCUUCAACCGAGACUACACGCUGGUGGAGUGGUCUCACUCAGAGACCCCUGACCUGGAAGCGGCGCCGGGCGACCCGGGGCGCUUUGACCUCUUCCCGGCCGUGCUGGCCAGUGCGGCCUUCUCCUCGGGCCGCCGCUACUGGGAGGUGGACGUCACCGAUGCCGUCUCCUGGCACCUGGGCGUCACCUGCGUGCACAGCCCGCGCCAGGGCUACGUCAAGCUCACCCCGGCGCACGGCUACUGGAGCAUCUGCCGGCUGCUGGACUACUGGGAGAACGGAGAGCAGCGGCGCCCCCUGUCAGUGGACACCGAGCUCGCCAAGGUGGGCGUCUACCUGGACUUCGAGGCGGGUCAGCUGUCCUUCUACGAUGCCAACUGCAUGGCGCUCCUGUGCACCUUCGACGUCACCUUCCGCAGCCCCGUGGUCCCCUUCUUCAGCCCCUGCAUGGGCGUGGACAGCACCCUCCGACUUUGCCACUACUGACAGAGCUAUAUCGACCCACCACCCCUUGCCCGCCCUCCAAGAACAUUCUCCACCCCCCCGCCCCCGCUACAUGAGUCAAUAAGUAAAAGU
Molecule: messenger RNA, 1377 nt
Organism: Hemiscyllium ocellatum (epaulette shark)
Lineage: Eukaryota; Metazoa; Chordata; Chondrichthyes; Orectolobiformes; Hemiscylliidae
Product: zinc-binding protein A33-like
Exons: 7
Coding region: 1-1287 (428 amino acids)
Molecular function (GO): protein binding
Source: RefSeq, a predicted model, not a curated record